UUGAAACGGUACAAGUCACGGACGCUUGAUUCCAAAGCAUUUACAAGCGUUUGGUCCAUAUUCUGCUUCGGCUAACUUCGUGUCUCGUGCGUGCGUGCGUGCGUGCCUGCUGGGAGUGCUCGCUCGUGAGCGGACUACGUGAUAAGGUGUGCGUGUGUGUGUUCGAGUGUGUGUCUCUGCCGUCUGCGUAACGGUGACGGUUUAAUUUGAAUUUCAAAAUAUUAAUCAAAGAUGCUGCUGCCGAUCGGAAAAGCGCAGCCGAGCGAGUGAAAAUACCAAAUGGGGAGAAUUUCUUGAUAAAUGACCGCAGAUUAUAUGACAAAAUCGUUCUCAAUUUGUUUGUGUCGUCAUCGUCAUCGUUGUCGGCAUCUUCAGUGGCCCUACUCGCCUCUGUAUGUGCGUGUGCGCGUUUGUGCAUGUGUUUGUCACAAUUAAUUAGCAUUUAAAUCGCUCAUUUAUUUACCAAGUAAUUUCGUGCUCGGAAAACAGUCCAAUAACAGAUACAAGUGUUGGCUGAGGGCUCCGAUUGGAACAAAAAAAGAUCGAACGAACUAACGACAACCCGUCGACAAUAUUCGAACCUUCGCCGCCAGAAAACAAGCAUAAACUUACACUUCUUCCAUUACUCGACAGUUUUGUGAAAUAAAAGCGCCAGCAUGUUCCACUGCCUGACUCUGCUCGGCCCUCUUUUCGUCGUUGGCGUAUUGAAAGAUUUCACAGCCGGCCUCCGUUUGGUCGAGGUGCGAAUACCAAAUUACGUGAUUAAGGGCUCCGCAACGCAGUUGGAAUGCCUCUACAAUCUGGAUGGCGAGGCGCUCUAUUCGGUCAAAUGGUACAAGGAUGGCAACGAGUUUUAUCGCUAUGUGCCCAGGGAUAUGCCGCCGGCGCAAACAUUUCUGCUGCCAGGUGUUGCCGUUGAUUUGCACAACUCGAGCGACGCUAUUGUAACGCUGCGCAACGUCAAUCUGCAGUCGGCGGGUCGUUUCCGGUGCGAGGUAUCCGGCGAGGCGCCAUCAUUUCAAACGGUCACCGAGCAUGGCGACAUGGUUGUUGUGUCUCUGCCGGAUCAGGGGCCGCCCAAAAUAAGCGGCGGUCGUCCGCGCUAUCAAAUCGGCGACUGGGUGAGAAUCAACUGCACCGCAGGACGCUCCAAGCCGGCCGUUAAUCUAUCGUGGUUUGUCAAUGGGGAAGCUGCUGACUCAAAUCAGAUACGCAAGUACGAUACCAUUAUAUCGGGUCGAGAGGGCUUGGAAACCUCCGUGCUUGGUCUUCAAUUUCGCGUGGAGCAGCAUCAUUUCCGUAAUGGCGACAUGAAGUUGAAGUGCGUCGCCUCACUCUCGACGUUCUACUGGCGCAGCAACGAGGAGUCCGUCGAGGGGGACCGCCCCCAAAAGGCGCCCGUGCUCGAGUCCCGCGAAACCGUCUACGCCAGCAACUCACGCGCCGAUCCCGUUCAAGCCAGCAAAACGGAUUCGCUUCUGGCCUCCCGUGCGCCAAGUGCGCUGCUGCUGCUUGCGCUGGCCACGGCGGCCACCUUGGCCGGCGGCUGUUGGCGGGUCCAGCAGCUGACCGCGUCCACGUCCGCGGCCACCUCGCAUACGCACGGCAAGCGCAAGGUCAAAGCGGUUAAAGGUCAUCCAAAUAAAAGUGACGAUGACGAUGAUGUCGCAAUUGGGGAAGUUGAAAAGCGCGUUGUAGUUGAGUUGCUGGCCGCGUUAAAGCAAAUGUUACGCAAGACCCUGCAGCAAUCCUGGUAUCUGAGGAGUUCGAUCGGAGGGAGCCGAGCAGCAGCGUCCUCGGUGACAGAGCGGCAGCAGAGCAUGCUGUUGACUGCACGGUAG
This is a messenger RNA of Scaptodrosophila lebanonensis, 1841 nucleotides long. RefSeq lists its product as uncharacterized. The transcript has 8 exons. The record is from RefSeq and is a predicted model, not a curated record. Bases 657 to 1841 code for a protein of 394 amino acids. Lineage: Eukaryota; Metazoa; Arthropoda; Insecta; Diptera; Drosophilidae.